Drosophila grimshawi is the source of this 4331-nucleotide messenger RNA. RefSeq names its product potassium voltage-gated channel subfamily KQT member 4 (gene KCNQ). The transcript has 21 exons. Gene Ontology annotation, cellular component: membrane. Gene Ontology annotation, molecular function: voltage-gated potassium channel activity. The record is from RefSeq and is a predicted model, not a curated record. Bases 556 to 3495 code for a protein of 979 amino acids. Gene Ontology annotation, biological process: potassium ion transport; transmembrane transport. NCBI's taxonomy places the organism in Eukaryota, Metazoa, Arthropoda, Insecta, Diptera, Drosophilidae.
GCAGACGACGCUGUUCUGUUCACACGUUCGGCAAACGCUGCUGCCGCUAUCGUUGCCGCUGCUGUUUGUCGUCAGUUACACUUAUUUACUACGCAUUCGUAUUCGGCGUGUGUGAUAAAAAAAAAAAAGAGAAAAGUAUUUUCAACUUGAAUCUGUUGGCACGCGCCUAAAACCAACAACAAAUUGAGUAAUAAUUGCGAAUGCAAAUGCAAAUUCGGGUUUCAUUGUCCGACGUGUGUGUAUUUGUCUAUGUGUGUGAGUGCGAAAAGAAUCGCUGAUUAAAAGCUUAAAUUGGCUUUAGCAAAGCGUACAAUCAACAACAACAACAACCACAACCAAAAAAACAAACAACUCAAGCAUCAGAAACAACACCAAUUACAACAACAACAACAACAAAAGAAAAUAAAUAACCGGCGCAAAGACGCUUUAACAACAAAUAAAAAAAUUUAAAAAAAACACACAAGAAAUACAAGAAAAUAAAUAAUAAUUAAGCUGAUAUUGCAAGCAGCUCAGCAGAAAGGUGCAUUCGAUCGGAUGUGAACUCGAUUUGCCCUAAUGAAAUGUAGACCGGCGGGACCAAACAAAUCGCAACGUUUUCGGCAACCGCGAAUGUCACUCCUAGGGAAGCCGCUGAACUAUAAUCGCGGCACACAUCGCCGCGAUGCGCGCUACCGGCGGAUGCAGAGUCGCCUGUACAACUUUCUGGAGCGACCGCGGGGCUUGCAUGCAAUAUUCUAUCAUGUGAUGGUAUUUCUGAUGGUGUUCACAUGUCUCGCAUUGAGCGUGUUUUCCACCAUCAAGGAAUACGAGGAGGAUGCUGUAUAUAUAUUGUUUCGCAUGGAAAUCAUAGUUGUCAUCUGGUUUACCAUGGAGUUUGGGGCGCGACUCUGGUCAUCAGGAUGCCGCUCCAGAUACCAAGGCACACUUGGGCGACUUAAAUUUAUAAAGCAACCAUUUUGUAUUAUAGAUAUUAUCACCAUUUUAGCCUCAAUUGUAGUAUUAGGCAUGGGCACCUCUGGCCAGGUGUUUGCGACGAGCGCAUUGCGUGGUUUAAGAUUCUUUCAGAUACUGCGCAUGGUGCGCAUGGAUCGACGUGGGGGAACCUGGAAACUGCUCGGUUCGGUUGUAUACGCACAUAGACAGGAGCUCAUCACAACCAUGUACAUUGGAUUUUUAGGUCUCAUCUUUGCAUCAUUCCUAGUUUAUAUGUGGGAGAAGGACGUCAACGACAAGUUCAGCAAUUUCGCCCAGGCGCUGUGGUGGGGCGUGAUAACGCUGUGCACCGUUGGCUAUGGAGAUAUGGUGCCCAUAACGUGGCAGGGAAAAUUGAUUGCUUCCUGCUGUGCUCUGUUGGGCAUUUCCUUUUUUGCGCUACCUGCGGGCAUUUUGGGCAGCGGCUUUGCGUUGAAGGUGCAGCAGCAGCAGCGCCAGAAGCACAUGAUACGGCGUCGCCAGCCGGCGGCGACGCUCAUUCAGGCCGUCUGGCGCUGCUAUGCGGCCGAUGAGCAUUCCGUUUCGAUAGCCACCUGGAAGAUACAUCAGGUGGCGCUGCCGAGUCCGCCCGCAUCUUCUGAAAACUGGGAGCGAUUAUUAAAAAACAUAACCGAAUAUAGACGGGCCUCAUCCAGUUUUAAGCAUAACACAUCCUUUGUGGCCCGCCUGCCGACGAUUAGGCGGCACAAGAGCCAGACCAUCCAGACGCCCGGACCCGAUGGUUCCACAAUGUCCAAGCCGCCGGGCUCAUCGAGGGCAUCGACGCGCUAUUCGCGCACCAUUCGAGAUAUCAACGCAUCUGUGGAGAACUUGGAGGUAGUACAAAAUGGCAAAUCCAUGAAUCCAAGUUUUAGCGAAGAUUCAGUUGCUGAAACAACUUGCUUAAAAAAUAUUAAAAAUUCAGACGCAAGUCCAACGCCGUCCCCCAACAAACUGGCCAAUAGCAUUCAUAGCGCCAGUUUGGGCACACUGGGCCAGACCCAGAAGCCAGAAGUUGCUACUGCUGCUGCUGAUGCCGCAAGGCCGAAGGUCGAGGCUAGUUCCAAUACGCUGACCAUACCCGUUGUGCUCUGCGGCUUUUUGCAAGGUGACUUUUUUGGGUCGACAUUUUCGCUGCGCAAUCCGCGCAUUACGCCCGCAAAGGACUUGGAGGCGGGUCAUGUGGAGCAGCAUGAGCCGGAGGCCGAGUCGCAAGUUGAGGGCAAUCUGAAUCCUAGUCCCAGUCCAGGCCGUGGACGCACGGGUCGCUUCUUUGCGGCUGCCUCACAUUUUCUGGAGACGGGCACAUUGCAGGGCAACAGUGGCGCAUUCUAUGUGGCAAAUGAGGAUGAGGAGCCGCGUUGCACGCAGCUGACAAAUCGGCAUAAGAUCGCCAUACGCUUCAUACGCAAGCUCAAGUAUUUUGUGGCACGUCGCAAGUUUAAGGAGGCAUUGAAGCCGUACGAUGUCAAGGACGUCAUGGAACAGUAUGCGGCUGGUCACGUGGACUUACUGGGGCGCGUCAAAAUGCUGCACUUGCGUCUAGAUCAAAUACUGGGCAAACAGGGUUCCAAGGCAAAGGAUGUCUAUGCAUCAAAGAUCAGCUUAGCCUCGCGUGUGGUUAAAGUCGAGCGACAAGUGGUGGAUAUUGAGGAGAAACUUGAUAUCCUGAUCAAGGCCUAUAUGGAGGAUCGUGAUAGAUUCUUAGCGCUUCCGUUGCCCGCAAAUCCGAAACCCAAAAUACAUUCCAUUAGCCCUAGUCACAGUCAUAAUCUCCAUCACACACAACAUCAAAAUAUGAUCGAUGUGUGGAAGCGAACGGCAACACUUAGCGUACAUCCCGAGCUAGUGACGACCCCAACUGAAGCAGCGGAAGCUGCCUCCACGGAUCGUCUGGACAGCAGCGAGACGGCGCUAACCUCGACGCAGACGCUCACAACAACAACAGAUGCGAUUGGCACACAAACAACCAUGCCACACACGCAGCAUACAGCGACCAAUACAAAGUCUUCCGUGCUUAACUCAUAUCAGCUAACGCCUGAGAAGCAACAGCACAAUGAUGUAUUUAUGACUGAUUUAGAGAAUAGAACUAAGAAACGAGUUACUUUAAGCCUGCAUAGAUCCACAUCGGAGCCAUAUAGCAAACACGAGCAACGCAUCAAUAUGCCAGAUGAGGGCGCACAAUCCUUGGAUUCGAGUGCCAAGCCAACGCCGCCAGAUAGUUCAAUUAUACUAAUUGAUGAGUAUGAGGAUUUCGAGGAGGAGGAUCUGAACUGUGAGGGUGAAAUGGAUCAUUUCCCGACUUGGGAAAUUGACAGCGACAUUGGCGCCGAUGUGGAUGUCGAUGCGGAUGGUGACUGUGAUGAGUCCACUGAGGACACGGCGCUAUUGCAUUGCACCACGCGCACCGCCAUUGUUAUAACACCAAUUAGCCCAGUGAGCUCCGCACACAAUCUUCAAAGUUUAAAUGACCAAACUACAACGCUUAAUAAAUCAAAUUUGCUUCCGCCAGAUUCUGGCUAGUUAAAUGCAAUUGAAAUUAGUCGAUAUGUAAUAUCUCUAUACUUAAACUAAUUAUAAGAUGAGAAGAGCUGCUCGACCCGCAGUUACUCUGUACCAAGUUCUAGAGUAUCAUAAAUCAAAUCAAAUCAAAUCAAAUCACUACAUUCACAAUCGAACAUUUUUUAUUUUAUUUGUUCAAUAGAAAUUUUAAUGACCAAACUGCAAAACGCUUAAUAAAUCAAAUUUGCUGCCGAUAAUAUUAUACGUAUAGGACUCACAGAUACCCUGUAAAUUAAGUUUUAACCGCAACGUAGCUUUAACACAUCUUCAAUUGAUAAACAAAUAAUUCUAUUAUUUUUUUUUUUGUAAAAUUUCGAAGCUGAGCUGUGUAGGGCAUAGAAGUGUCUGCUAAACAAAUUUAAUAACGUUAUAAUUACUGAGAUUCAAGUGUUCAAAGCGACGAUCGGAUAGCGACUUAUCAUUAGACCCCGAACUAAUUCCUGAAACAAAUUAUGAUAAGUGACUAUAUAUAUAUAUAUAUAUAUGAAUAUAUGUGCAAGUCGAAUGAAAGAUGAAUGAUGUGCAUGAUGAAGAACCAAAUGUUAAAUGAGCUCAUGAAUGACAAGUGCGAAUGAUAUGAAUGUAGAGACAAAUAGUGAAAGUGAUUGAAAGUCAGUUGAAAUACGGCAAGAAAUUUAGUUAUAUUAUAUUAUAAUACAUACAUACAUUAUGUAUGUCUAUCUACUGACAUAUUUUGUGUUCAAAAUAAUGAGUAGCAACUACUUAAAUCAGUUGAAAUCAAAUGAUUAAUAACAGCUUUAGCGAAUACAAAUAAAAGCAACAAUCAAAUAAUGCAA